AGGUUUCUGGAGCAGCCGCCGGGCAACGAGCAGGGAGUCCGAACCAAAAACUCAGCUCCAGGAUAGCUGCGCCGGGGCCUCGGCGUCCCCCGUCCGGAACCGGAGGAGUGGUUUGACCUGGGGCAAAACCAUCAUGGACAGCGGGGGCGGAGCGUGAGAUAGACAGGAGCAAGGCGGCUGGUGAUGGUUUCGCCCGCCGCAACAAGUGUCAGCGCGCCUGCGCAGAGCCGGGAGGUCCUCGACUGUUGUUGGACCUCUGAGUUCCUCCUCUGCCUGUCUUCUCCUAGGAGCCCCAUGGCACCCGCCCAGCCCCACCUCAGCCCAUCUUGACAAAGUCCUAGGCUCCAUGGAGCCGCCACGGGCCCCCCCUGCCAACGGGGCUGAGCCGUCCCGGGCAGUAGGCACCGUCAAAGUGUACCUGCCCAAUAAGCAACGCACAGUGGUGACUGUCCGGGAUGGCAUGAGUGUCUACGACUCUCUGGACAAGGCCCUCAAGGUGCGGGGUCUCAAUCAGGACUGCUGCGUGGUCUACCGACUCAUCAAGGGGCGAAAGACGGUCACUGCUUGGGACACAGCCAUUGCCCCCCUGGAUGGCGAGGAGCUCAUUGUUGAGGUCCUUGAAGAUGUCCCACUGACCAUGCACAAUUUUCAGGUACGGAAGACGUUCUUCAGCCUGGUGUUCUGUGACUUCUGCCUUAAGUUUCUGUUCCAUGGCUUCCGCUGCCAAACCUGUGGCUACAAGUUCCACCAGCAUUGUUCCUCCAAGGUCCCCACAGUCUGUGUUGACAUGAGCACCAAUCGCCGACAGUUCUACCAUAGUGUCCAGGAUUUGUCAGGAGUAUCCAGACAGCACGAGGCUCCCUCAAACCGCCCCCUGAAUGAGCUGCUAACCCCCCAGGGUCCCAGCCUUUCCCCUGUCAGCUCCCGCACGCAGCUCGGCGACCCUGAACACUUCCCCUUCCCUGCCCCGGCCAAUGCCCCUCUCCAGCGCCUCCGUUCCACAUCCACUCCCAACGUCCAUAUGGUCAGCACCACAGCCCCCAUGGACUCCAGCCUCAUCCAGCUCACUGGCCAGAGUUUCAGCACCGAUGGUGAGCCACCCCCUGCCUGCACCUUGAGCCCCACCCCUGCCCCACUUCCCUCCACUGACAUCUCCUCCACAGCCUCAGCUGCUGGCAGUAGAGGUGGUGGUGAUGGAGCCCCCCGGGGUAGCCCCAGCCCGGCCAGUGUGUCUUCGGGGAGGAAGUCCCCACAUUCCAAGUCGCCGUCGGAGCAGCGGGAGCGGAAGUCCCUGGCUGAUGACAAGAAGAAGGUGAAGAACCUGGGGUACCGGGACUCAGGCUAUUACUGGGAGGUGCCACCCAGUGAGGUGCAGCUGCUGAAGAGGAUUGGGACAGGCUCGUUUGGCACCGUGUUUCGUGGGCGGUGGCAUGGCGAUGUGGCCGUGAAGGUUCUCAAGGUGGCCCAACCCACUGCUGAGCAGGCCCAGGCCUUCAAGAACGAGAUGCAGGUGCUCAGGAAGACACGUCAUGUCAACAUCUUGCUGUUCAUGGGCUUCAUGACGCGGCCGGGAUUUGCCAUCAUCACACAGUGGUGCGAGGGCUCCAGCCUCUACCACCACCUGCACGUGGCCGACACACGCUUCGACAUGGUCCAGCUCAUUGAUGUGGCCCGGCAGACUGCCCAGGGCAUGGACUACCUCCAUGCCAAGAACAUUAUCCACCGAGAUCUCAAGUCUAACAACAUCUUCCUACACGAGGGGCUCACAGUGAAGAUCGGCGACUUUGGCCUGGCCACAGUGAAGACACGGUGGAGCGGGGCCCAGCCCUUGGAGCAGCCCUCAGGCUCUGUGCUGUGGAUGGCAGCUGAAGUGAUCCGAAUGCAGGAUCCGAACCCCUACAGCUUCCAGUCGGAUGUCUAUGCCUACGGGGUUGUGCUGUACGAGCUCAUGACCGGCUCACUGCCUUACAGCCACAUUGGCAGCCGUGACCAGAUUAUCUUUAUGGUGGGCCGUGGCUAUCUGUCCCCGGACCUCAGCAAAAUCUCCAGCAAUUGCCCCAAGGCUAUGCGACGUCUGCUGUCUGACUGCCUCAAGUUCCAGCGGGAGGAACGGCCCCUCUUCCCCCAGAUCCUGGCCACGAUUGAGCUGCUGCAGCGGUCACUCCCCAAGAUAGAGCGGAGUGCUUCGGAACCUUCGUUGCACCGCACCCAGGCUGAUGAGUUGCCUGCCUGCCUACUCAGCGCAGCCCGCCUUGUGCCUUAGGCCCCACCCACAGCCACCAGGGAGCCAAUCUCAGCCUGCCUUGCCGAGGAGACCCACCCACCCACCAACCAAUCAAUGUUCUCUCUGCCUUGAUAACUGCCUCAGGAUCCUCCACCCUCUCUAUCCUGGGGGGUGAGGGGCUCCCCAUGUGCUUUACCAGUUCCUCUGGAAUUAGGGGACCUUCAAGGACCGAAGCCCUGCCUCCUCCAUUAUUUGGGUUCCUCUUGGCUUCUGGGGGUGUUUCUAAAUUUGGGUAGCUCCAAUGGCUGGGAUUUAUGACAGAUUCCACUCAGAACCUCUCUGGAGUUUAUGCCGGAUGUGCCUUCCACUGGAUUUCGGGAUCCCUAGCACCCCAAGUGGAUUUGGGGGGACCCCUGUGUCUCCCCUCCCAUUCAAGGACUCCCCUCUUUCUUCACCAAAAAGCACAGAAUUCUGCUAGGACUUUGCUUGUUUA
This is a messenger RNA of Choloepus didactylus (southern two-toed sloth), 2717 nucleotides long. It is a transcript of the gene ARAF, whose product is annotated as A-Raf proto-oncogene, serine/threonine kinase. Gene Ontology annotation, molecular function: protein kinase activity; ATP binding. The record is from RefSeq and is a predicted model, not a curated record. Gene Ontology annotation, biological process: signal transduction; protein phosphorylation. The coding region runs from base 347 to 2263 and encodes 638 amino acids. Gene Ontology annotation, cellular component: cytosol; mitochondrion. The transcript has 15 exons. Lineage: Eukaryota; Metazoa; Chordata; Mammalia; Pilosa; Megalonychidae.